AAGACAGCAUAAACAAGACUAAAAAGUUUUUCAAAAUUUCAGUUGUAAACGCCCCGCGAGAAAUGCCAGGCAGCAAUGAAUUUAUGCAGCUUUGUAAGGCAAUGUUUACGCAUCCCAUGAGGUUCGUCUGCUCGGCCACGAUACCGGAAUACCUGAGCAAGAAGUAUCGCAAUCGGAUAAUAAAGCCCGAGGAUCCCUACAGUAUUUUCCAGUUAAUUACUCAAAACAGCACCUAUCUGCUGGUCUUUCAAUUCCAGGACAUUUCCGAGUGCCGUAACAUCCAGCUCAACGAUCUGCACACCCUCGAUUGCGAGAAUCACAGGAGUCAAACAAGUACUUUGUUUUUUGGUUUUAGCCAUCGCAUGUGCUACAACUAUACGAUGGAACUAACCGCGGACCUUCAGAGGCACUGUGGCGCGGAUGACUUGGAACUAAAUGAGCAGUCGGGUUACUAUUACACCAAUCAGGACGUAAACUUCGAUAUGAGCUUAUCCACAAAUGCCGGACGUUUGCUGGAAUCCCCAGCACUCGUACUGUAUCUGAUAAUAUCACUCGUACUCCUCGCCCUUCUGCGAUGGAAGGCACCUUGAUUGUAUGGC
This is a messenger RNA of Drosophila rhopaloa, 599 nucleotides long. RefSeq lists its product as uncharacterized. The coding region runs from base 63 to 590 and encodes 175 amino acids. The transcript has a single exon. Lineage: Eukaryota; Metazoa; Arthropoda; Insecta; Diptera; Drosophilidae. The record is from RefSeq and is a predicted model, not a curated record.